Haliotis rubra (blacklip abalone) is the source of this 4773-nucleotide messenger RNA. Its product is annotated as interleukin-1 receptor-associated kinase 1-like. Gene Ontology annotation, molecular function: protein kinase activity; protein binding; ATP binding. The transcript is spliced from 13 exons. Gene Ontology annotation, biological process: signal transduction; protein phosphorylation. The record is from RefSeq and is a predicted model, not a curated record. The coding region runs from base 65 to 3127 and encodes 1020 amino acids. Gene Ontology annotation, cellular component: plasma membrane. NCBI's taxonomy places the organism in Eukaryota, Metazoa, Mollusca, Gastropoda, Lepetellida, Haliotidae.
CCACCCAAUCCCAGGGAGAGAAAAAGAAGAUGACAGGUCAAGGACGGGUCAAGCCACCAUAGAUAUGGCGCAGGGGAAGUAUCUCUACGAGAUUCCCUAUGGCGUUACAAGAGAAAUUAUCAUGUCAAUGGAUGCAGACAAGUCAUGGGAGCAUCUGGCUGGAGAGAUAGGAUACAGCUUUGAUAAGAUCAAGUAUUUUGAGCUUGAGUAUCAGAAGUACAGCGGCAGCCCAACCAAAGCUCUUCUCUGGGACUGGGGAAGCCGUAAUGCCACAGUCAAAGACCUCCAUAAUAAACUGAGGGUCCUCAAUCGAGUUCGAGAGAUGCAAAUCCUGGAAAAUUAUGUUGCCACUGCUAAAGAGCCCAAGCUCUCCAACAAGCCAGAGAAGGCCUUUAACAGCGACUUUGAGGAACAACAUCCGUCAAACAGACCAGUCCCGAGUCUUUCCUGCAUCAACACAGAUGAUCUACCAAAGCCACCACCUCCGAAACCGCAAGUGGAUGAUUCCAACUCCAACGAGAUCAACUUUAACCAACUAAAAGUCACAGCCACUAAAUCUAAAGUGUCAUCCAAGAUCCAUGUGGAUGUUUCCGAGAAGGAGAAACAGUAUGACGAUAAAGUGAUUCCAGGCACUAAAAGUACCAAUUCCAUCCCGUCAGGACCUUCAAUGUUUGGAAAACGGGUUCCUCAAGAAUCUGCUUCCUCAACAGAAAACAAAAGUUCGAAAGCAUCUGAAAGCACGGACUCCUCUUCUUUUGACUUUUCAUCGAUUGAGAAGUCAGAUCCAAUGAAGGGAUUUGAGAGUUUAAAAAGUUACAUGAAAAGUGAUAAUUUGAGCUUCAAUGAUGCAGCUGCACUUGUAGGCACGCCAUUCUUUGAAUAUAAGGAACUGUUUGAGGCUACGGAAGGAUUCAGUUCCUCACAUAAACUUGGUGCUGGUGCGUUCGGAACUGUCUAUCAAGGCCUACUGAGGUGUUCAAGGUGUGCCAUUAAGAGGCUUGACGAGGAAAACAAAGAUGUGAAAGGGGACAAAUCGGAACAGUUUAGUGAGCUGAGAGCUUUACUAAGGUAUCGUCACGAGAAUAUAGUGAACCUUUACGGGUAUGCAAUAGACGGACCGGCGCUGUGUCUAGUGUAUCAACACAUGGUCAAAGGGUCUUUAGAAGACAGGUUACAGUGUAAGGACAACACGCCUCCAUUACUCUGGGACAAAAGAAUUGGCAUUGCAGCCGGAGCAGCUAGAGGUCUACAGUUCUUACAUCGGUUUGGCGCCAAGCCACUCGUCCAUGGUGAUAUAAAGAGUGCCAAUAUCCUCCUUGACAAGCACUUUGAAGCAAAGAUCGGUGAUCUGGGACAAGCUCAGUACGCCAACAGCAAGACAAGCAGCGUCCUCACAGGGAGGUUUACUCACAUCUCACAGAAGCAAGCAACUUCCAAAAUCUAUGGCACCAAGACGUAUCUGGCGCCUGAGCUGAUAAGGGCUGGAGGACGCAUGUCCAUCAAAAGUGACAUCUAUGCAUUUGGCGUGGUUUUGCUGGAAUUAUGUAGCGGGGAGAAGGCCAAUGAUGAAAGGAGGGAAAGUGAUACGAAGUUUCUGACUUCCUACUUCAGUGAUCUGCAAGAUGAAACAAAGGGAGACAACUCUAAACUGUGUCGUCUGUUCCAUGACAAACGUGCUGGAGAGUGUCCUGAAACUUUCGUCAUUGAUCUUAUGAGUUGUGCAGCCAAAGCAGUGGAGGGCACCAAGAAAGCCAGGAUUGACAUGGAGAAGCUUCUUCAUCAUUUAGAGUCCAUUGAAGACCGAUGGAGAGAAACACAGAGCACAAUGUCGGAGAGUAGCUGCAUGUCUGCCCACAUGUCUGUGACUAGCGGUGAUAACUACAGUCAUCCUGUCCUCGCAACGAACCCGGGGGAGAUGUCCCAUUCGCUGCCGACUGAUCCCAAAAAGGAGGAAGUCUCAAACAAGCCAACAAGUCCACUCGAGUACUUCAAGCAGACAUCAGGGAAAGAAUUGCCAGUCCCAUUCAAGCUGGCACAGUACUACGACCAGCACAGGAACAGUCUGGACGAUAUGCAGAAGUGUGUGUCUCUUCCAGCACAGCUGCCUGAGUCGCUGAGACUUCAGAUGAUGGCUGAUGCAAGGAAGGAAGGACUCAGUGACCACUUUGAUGAGAUUGCCAGGAUUAAAGCAAUGAACAAACAGGAUCAGGAUGGUUCUUUGUGUGACAAUUUCGACUCUGAUCCAAAGAAAAUGGAAAAAUUGAGGCAGUUUGAUGAUGAACUGAGUGGUAAGAAUUUGUCAAAUUACAGUGUAAGUUCUGAAAUUCCGGAGUCCGAUCCACGGAAACUUGCGGCCCUGAAGCAGUUUGAUAAGGAGAAGCCGAUGACAAGACAACCAGAAGAGUCAUCAGAAAAGGUGGACAAUGACUAUCUUCCUAUGGCUGAUCCGGCAAAACUGAAGAAGAUGGAUGAGUUUGAACGACAGAGUUCUUCUGAUUCUAAGGAUUCUAUUUCAUCCGGGUUGAUAUUUGGGGAAGGAGGGAGGCCAUUACCCACAAUGCCUCCCCACUUACAGGAAUUUGAUAGAGUUGCACCGCAGGAGGUGUCUGGGAACUGUUUGAAUCAUGGUAGCAGUGAGCAGAGACAGAUGAAUGUGGGACAACAGUGUCAGGUUUACUGUGACCAGACGGAGAAUGUAUCUAAUCACCCGUAUAUGCAUCAAAUGAAUCUUAAAUUCGCUCAAGAUCGUUUUGGGCGAUUGAAUAUUGAAGAAGUUCAAGGCGGUACAUGUUCGAGUGGGUCAGAGUCGGACUAUUUUGGAAAUCAGUCUCAGCCGACAAUGAUUCCUGCUAAUUUGUCAAGAACUGGUUGUGUUGUCAGCAGUGCUAAUCCUUUGAUUCAAGGAAGUUCUAGAUCUGGAGGAAUUGACUCACAAAAUGUGCAAAGUGUAAGUGGCAGCCCAUCCCCAGUGUUGGAGGUCUGUGAAACGCUGUCGCCGAUGGCAAGGCAGCAACGCCCAUAUCAGUACCCUGUGCCUUAUCAGCAGACGGAGACAAGCACCUCUCAGACCUACACAUCUUCACGUCAGAUGUCCAAGUCCCUUCCCGGACCACACAGCGUCCAGUGAACAGUCACGAAUGUAUAAUAUUACCGAGAAGCAGCAGACAAGUUACCCUGGGAGAAACCAUGGCAUAGGACAAAGAAGUUUAAAUCUUUGUCACCGACAAAGUGAAGGGUUUGAGUAUUCAGAGUUACCUGCAGGUCAAGGUCAUGACCUUGAAGGUGAAGGUCAUAAUAUUGGUUUUGACCAAGGUGAAGGACAUAUUGUUGAAAGCCGUACAGGAUCUGGGUCAAGUGUAGAUCCGGCUACGUAUAAAUGUGGGGCUAGCAAAAUGAUGAACUUCUUUAACAGUUAUAACCAGGCACUGGCUGCUGGGACUGAUGAAGGGGGAAGAUAAUGAGGAGGUGGAGGAAGACGACAGGGCAAUGGAAGGUGGAGAUGAGGGUGAUGAAGACGAUGAGUAUGUGACAAACAUCAAUGUGUAAAUGGUACAGUCACUGUGAAGGAAGGAGUUUGUGUACAGAUGUUUUGUUGUAAUGUAUAUUGAUGAUAGAGGCAUUAGGACCAGAGAGGACAUGAAACACAGUCCAUCUUUUUAAGGACUGUUAGAUCAACCUGCAGUUGAGACAAUGGACAAAUGUGUGAUGUCCAGAUGUUAUAUUAAUGUGGUUAACUCAUGUAUACCUAGGCCCCCCCUUGGGACGAUAUUCAUUUGUAAGUUGAGAUAAAAUAUCACUUUAAGAAGUAAUAUCAUAUAUUUGUUGCAUUAUGAGUUCUGUUUCAAACUGAAAGAAUCCCAACAUAUAUGGGGGCGGUGGGGUAUCCCAGUGGUUAAAGCGUUCACUCAUCACACCCAAGCCCUGGGUUUGAAUCCCCACAUGGAUACAAUGUGUGAAGCCAUUUCAGGUGUCCUCUGCCAUGAUAUCGAUGGAAUAUUGCUGAAAGUGGCGUCAAACCUUACUCACUCACCCAAAUUUUAUGUAUGUCAUUCACUGCCUGCUGUAUGCACAGAACGUUAGAAGGAGGAAAUCCUGUAUAGCUUUGGGCUUAAAUAGACUCAGUGGAAUAGAUCGCAAUAUGAUGUCAUAAAGGGGAUGCAACAUACAGACAACCAGGAGCCAGUCUCCAGCCCUCAUUGCCUACUGUGACAUGGUUCACCAUCAGGGGUAUGAUUGUUGCUGUAUGUUCUUCAGGGGCCGACUAUUUGCCGUUCUUGUUGGGGGUGUGGGUAUUUAUCAAGAGGUUAGGUUACAAUUGCAAAAUGAGUUAUUUUUAUAAACUUAAAACUAUAAGCCUAAUUUUUCUUUUUUUUAAAUGUCUUUCAACCAUGUGUUUUGGGUGAAAUAAAUUUUUCCCUUUAUUUUAGCAGUAUGGGACAAAAUAGUUUCAUUCCAGCAAUUUCUGGGACUACUUAUUUAAUUUGAUGAAAUCCCAGAUCCCACAAGACUGUAGACCGGUCCCUGAGUAAAAGUAUGUGGAAAGAACUAAUGGUAGAUGCGUUUGUUUUAUUUCCCUCCUAUGGGUAAUCUCGGUGCAUGGAAAGCAGCAACCUCUGGUUUGAUGUGAAAAAAUAGUUCACCUUUAAAGAUAUAUUCGCACCAGUUUCUGGAUAAAUCAGUGUACAAAUCAUUGUUUAUUUAAUACUAUUUAUGGAUAUUUGUUUCACUGUAUUUAAUCACAUAGAUCCAAAUUAAGGAGGAGAUAAUAUUCUA